This is a messenger RNA of Nothobranchius furzeri (turquoise killifish), 2862 nucleotides long. The record is from RefSeq and is a predicted model, not a curated record. NCBI's taxonomy places the organism in Eukaryota, Metazoa, Chordata, Actinopteri, Cyprinodontiformes, Nothobranchiidae.
CCCCCCCCCCCCCCCCCCAAGGCGCUUCACAACACAAUCAGUCAUUCACACGCUGGUGGGGAUGAGCUACGAUGUAGCCACAGCUGCCCUGGGGCGCACUGACAGAGGCGAGGCUGCCGAGCGCUGGCGCCACCGGUCCCUCCGACCACCACCAGCAGGCAAGGUGGGUUAAGUGUCUUCCCCAAGGACACGACAUCCCUGCUCAUUAUGAGAUAUUCCUCUGCAUCACAGAGGAAAUCUGGAGACAUAAACCAAAGCUUAACCAAGGAACAUUUCUUUAGACGUGUUUCUGCUGUGACUGAGGCCAUGUGAUGAUGUAAGGCUGAAGAUUAUCCCGGAGUGGAGAAUGCUAAAUGGUUUCCUUGAGGUGGCCUCCGUCAACACCUUUGUGUGCUCCAUCUGUCUGGAGGUCUUCUCUGAGCCCGUCUCCACCCCCUGUGGACACAACUUCUGCAAGAGCUGCAUUACGGAGUUCUGGUCCCGCAGUGAAGCCAAACAGUGUCCGCUGUGUAACGAGAGCUUCGUCAGCGCGCCCGAGCUGCGAGUCAACACAGAAUUCAGAGACAUUCUACAGCUUUUCAAGGAGACGAGCGCAGCAGAGGGCCGCGGCCUUCCUGUCCAUGCUGGUGACGUGCCCUGCGACCUCUGCUGUGGUGCGAAGAGCAAAGCUGUUAAAUCCUGUCUUGGGUGUCUGGUCUCCUACUGCGAUGCUCACCUGGAGCCCCAUCACAGGGUUCCGGCGUUGAAGUGGCACACGCUGGUCAGCCCCGUGGAGUCCCUGGAGGACAGAGCCUGCAGGACUCACAACAAGCUGAAGGAGUUCUUUUGCAGGACGGACCAGAGCUGCGUCUGCGCCGCCUGCAGCAGGGACGAUCACGCGAUGCACGAGGUCGUCUCUUUAGAGGAGGAGCUGAAGCAGAGGAAAUCGCAGCUGCUGUUGAUGAAAGUCAGAGUUGACCAAACUUUAGAGGAGAAGAGCAUCACAGCUGAGAGGAUUCAAAACUCCAUCAAGCAACGUCGACAGAAAGUGAAGAAGGUGAAAGCAGAAACCAUCAGGUCCUUCGCAGCUCUGGUGGCUUUGAUCGAAGCCAAAAAGAUGAAGCUGAUUGAGUUUCUGGAGGAGAAACAAAAAGCCACAGAGCAGGAAGCUGAAAUGGUCGUCGGACAACUGCAGAUGGAGAUCUCGGAGAACCAGCGUAUAAGCACCCAGCUAGAAGAUCUCUUAAAGACCGAAGAUGACUUCAGGCUCCUGCAGGACCUCCCAUCCAUCGCUGCUCCUACAGAAUCCAAAUCCUUCAGACCCAAAACCCAAACAGUCCUACAUGAAAACACCGUGAAGAUGGCAGUGGCCCAGACGGAGGAGGUGCUCAGUCAGCAGGUGGAGAUCAUGAUCAGAGAAGCUAGUCUGACCGAGCUGCAGGAACCAGGAGAUCCUGAAACGGACGUGGUGUUUCACGAUGAGCUGGAGACAAUCCAGCAGGAGUGCAUGACUACAGUGAGUCUGGACCCCAGCACAGCGCAUCCGUCCCUUAUUGUCUCAGAAGACCGGAAACGAGUGAUGGACGGAGGCUCCAGGAGGAACGUCUCUGACAACUCGUCCAGGUUUGACUGUCUUCACUAUGUUUUGGGAAACGAGGGCUUUUCCUCGGGAAGGUUUUACUUUGAGGUGUCGGUGAAAGGUCAGACCACUUGGGAAGUGGGCGUGGCCAGAGACACCAUCAACAGGAAAGGUGUCAACUUGUCUCUGAGUCCUGAACAUGGAUGCUGGACUCUGGGGUCUUACUGGGGACGGUGCCAGGUGAACUCAAACCCUCCCGUCGUCCUGCCAGGUGCACCUGAGAAGCUCGGAGUCUUCGUGGAUUGCGACCAGAGGGUGGUCUCCUUCUACGACGUAGACACCAGGACUCUGAUUUACUCCUUUACUAAGUGCACCCUUUCAUUGGAUUCACCUGAAGAUGCCGGUAAAAGAGCAACUUCUGGAAGAAGCCUGGUAGAACGCCGGAUUUACGUCGGCACGGUAACGACAAACAGGAUCUAUCCCAUAUUCCGCCCCGGCUCUGAAGAAACGGAAGCUGCUCUCUGGAUUUGUCCUGUCAGAAGCUCCAAAAGAAGGAAGUGAUUCAGUUUGGCUCGGAGAAGUUUGGUCUGUUUGAUCUGUGAUUAUUAGCCUUUGAACCUCUGACGUCUGCUGAGGAAACGGCGACCCCUGCUUCACACUAGAAGCAUCAGCAAAGCGGAACGGCAGCAGAACGGCGUACUUGUGACUUUCGAUGCGGGCCAGAACACGCCAGGAGGAUCUCGGCCACAGAGCAGCUCACGCUUUCCUCACGAAAUCACAAAUCCCUCGAGUUUAUGCCGUCUGAUCAUUAAACCAAAAAGCAGGAAAUCAUGUUUGACAUGUUCGAACUCACAUUCCCACUGGGCCAAAAGGAAAAACUGGGACGAAGUUGCGCGCCAAACUCAAUAUUUGUUAAAAAGUGGUGGUAAAUGCUCACAUUUUCCUUUAUCUGCAGAUAUGAACGGUUGAACCUUUUCAUUUGGAAACAAACUCAUUUUUGCAGUAACACUGAAUGUGGAAUAACCAAACCACACACGAGUAAGUCCAUUUUAAAUACAGCACACAUCAGUGGUAUUCAUUACUUAUUGUGUCUCAAUGUUUUAAAAUAUUUUAUUCCUUAAAAUCUGCAUAUAUUCAGCAUUUCUUCUUAUUUUUUUAUCUUUUGAAACUUUCAAGUGUUUCUGUUAUAUGUUUUCUUGUUUAUUCUUUAUUUUUUACUCUCCUUUGUUGCUCCUGUAAUGAAUGUUGUUGCUGCUGUGACACCAAGCUUUCCCCACUGAGGGACAAUAAAGGGAUUUUCUGUU